AUGGCAUCUACUACACGGAGGAGGACCAAACAAGUCACGGCAUCUGAGCUCCCCACUCUUCGGAUUGGGCAGUUCCGCACACGAACCAGCAAUACCAACAGUCUUGCUUUCAAAGGCCCUCUCCUGCCCUGGCCUAAUUUCAUACGGGAUGUGGACGCAGCGAUCACGUCUCAGAGAUGGAGUACAAGAGUGAUAAAACACACUGAGCGCCUAGAUGAAGAGGUAGUGGAGAUUGGCGACGAGUAUGGGGUUCAGGGUCGCUUCCAGCAAUGGAUAGGCUCCGUAAUGGGUCAUGUCUUCCAAGCUCAGGCGAUAGAUCUGCAUUUUGCGGACUUUAAAUGCCUAGGACACCGAUAUUCUGGCACUCCCGACACGAUCCUGCAGACCAGUCAGACCGAGCUGAAGAUAGUAGGUGAACUGAAGGUACCAUGGAUCAGGAAACACAGAUUAUCUGGUCUCGCCGCACAAUCACUGCAGUUCAGGCAUUUACUCUCCGACUCGAUUAACUACAUGUAUGAUCUCGACUGUAUGUACGGCUUCUUGAGCACGUACGAUGAGACCAUAUUCCUGAAGCAGGAGCUUGUCCAAGGGACGUGGAGAAUAUACUAUUCUCCUGUCAUCCAAGGAUCUGCAAGAUAUGUCCCGGCCAAUCAGAACGCUGGCCAGCUGGUUGUUUCAGUCAGGCAGUGUUUCCUUCAUGUUGCGGAACUUGCAGUUCGCGAGGGACCAGUUACGAACAAGCCACUUAAAUCCGCUUGGUUCGGCAAUUAA
This is a messenger RNA of Penicillium chermesinum, 771 nucleotides long. RefSeq lists its product as uncharacterized. Bases 1 to 771 code for a protein of 256 amino acids. NCBI's taxonomy places the organism in Eukaryota, Fungi, Ascomycota, Eurotiomycetes, Eurotiales, Aspergillaceae. The transcript has a single exon. The record is from RefSeq and is a predicted model, not a curated record.